This is a messenger RNA of Hyaena hyaena (striped hyena), 2996 nucleotides long. RefSeq names its product family with sequence similarity 131 member A (gene FAM131A). The record is from RefSeq and is a predicted model, not a curated record. Bases 672 to 1721 code for a protein of 349 amino acids. The transcript is spliced from 6 exons. Lineage: Eukaryota; Metazoa; Chordata; Mammalia; Carnivora; Hyaenidae.
CUUUCCAGAGCUGGCAUUAUAACUGUGUUCCCUGUGCCUGGCACCCCUCUUGCCUCUUCCCCUGUCUAAGAUUAUGGGAGUUGGAGGGUUGUUUGCUGGAGUGUUGGACCCUUGAAGCAGACAUAGUGGGAUGCCCUGUUGCUUGGUAGGGGAGAAGAGAAAUACCUGUGGGGUACCUUCAGAACACACUGGACUUCCUCUCCUGGAAGAAUAUGAUCCAGACCCCUGUAUGUGGAGGAGGCCCAGGGUUUCAAGCUAUUUAUUGCUGGAGAAUUACUUUAUGGCUUCAAGGUCUGAUCUGUAAAAAGAUGGGGCUGGAUGCCUGCCAGCCCGGCGGGCCUGGGGCGUUCCCGCCCACCCUUGCCUUCGGGUCGUUCCGCAGUCUGGAUUGGGAGGAGAGGACGAGGGGUUUCCGGACUCGGCCCCAGGCAGCCCCUGCGUGGCUGUGACGUGUUUCGCCCCGCCUGUCUUGGGUGGUGACGCGAGUGGCCACGCCCCUGCGCUGACGUCACCGGCCCGGUUCCCUCUCCGGGGAGCGGCGGCGGACGCGCGGCUCCCACCCCCCUCCCCUCUCACGGGCUCUCCCCUCCCCGGUGGCGGCCGCGGCCCGACCCUCUGCAAGACGAUGGCCCGAGCCCCGAGCGCGGGCUAGCGUGCCUGGGUGCCCGGCCAUGGGCUGUAUCGGCUCUCGGAGUCCAGCGGGUCAGGUGGCCUCGGACCCUGCUUGGGCUGUGGAGUGGAUCGAACUUCCUCGGGGCCUCUCUCUAUCUUCCUUGGGAUCUGCUCGGACCCUCCGAGGCUGGAGCCGGUCCUCCCGCCCUUCCUCCGUGGACAGCCAGGACUUGCCAGAGGUGAAUGUUGGAGACACAGUCGCGAUGCUGCCCAAGUCCCGGAGAGCCCUAACUAUCCAGGAGAUUGCUGCGCUGGCCAGAUCCUCCCUGCAUGGUAUUUCCCAGGUGGUAAAGGACCACGUGACCAAGCCCACCGCCAUGGCCCAGGGCCGAGUGGCUCACCUCAUUGAGUGGAAAGGCUGGAGCAAGCCGAGCGACUCACCUGCUGCCCUGGAAUCAGCCUUUUCCUCCUAUUCGGACCUCAGCGAGGGUGAACAAGAGGCUCGCUUUGCAGCAGGAGUGGCUGAGCAGUUUGCCAUUGCAGAAGCCAAGCUCCGGGCAUGGUCUUCGGUGGAUGGUGAGGAUUCUACUGAUGAAUCCUAUGAUGAAGACUAUGCUGGAGGAACUGACUCAGAUAUGGCUGGGCAGCUGCCCCUGGGGCCCCACCUCCAGGACCUCUUCAGUGGCCACCGAUUCUCCAGGCCUAUGCGCCAGGGCUCUGUGGAGCCUGAGAGCGACUGCUCACAGACCGUGUCCCCAGAGACCCUGUGCUCUAGUCUGUGCAGCCUGGAGGAUGGGUUGCUGGGCUCCCCGGCCCGCCUGGCCUCCCAGCUGCUGGGCGAUGAGCUGCUCCUCGCCAAACUGCCCCCCAGCCGGGAAAGUGCCUUCCGUAGCCUGGGCCCCUUGGAGGCCCAGGACUCGCUCUACAACUCGCCCCUCAUGGAGUCCUGCCUUUCCCCCGCCGAGGAGGAGCCAGCCCCCUGCAAGGACUGCCAGCCUCUCUGCCCGCCCCCAGUGGGCAGCUGGGAACGGCAGCGGCAAGCCUCUGAUGUAGCUUCUUCUGGGGUGGUGUCCUUAGAUGAGGAUGAGGCAGAGCCGGAAGAACAGUGACCCAAAUCAUGCCUGGUGGUGGCAUGCGACCCCUGGCUGCUGCUCGGGGCAGAGCCUCUGUGCCCAAGUGCGGGCUGGAGGCUUCCAGCAGAGCUCCAAAGCCUGGAGGGCUCCUGGGAGCACUCACUCCUCCGUUGUGUGUUUUGCAUGAAAGUGUUCGGAGAGGAGGCAGGGGCCAGGCUGGGGGCGCAUGUCCUGCCCCCACUCCUGGGGUUUGCCGGGGGUUGCCCGGGGCCUCUGGGGCAUGGCUACAGCUGUGGCAGACAGUGAUGUUCAUGUUCUUAAAUCAAAAAUGCCACAUACACAUUUCCUCCUUGGAUGAUGUGAACCCCUAAGGGGGUGGUUGUGACUGGGCCCUGUGGGGUGGAACUGGAGGGAGCCCUGCCCCCUCUCCCCCUUCCCCACGCCUCUCUCUUCUCUGCUUCUCUCCACCUCUGAGUCCAUGUGCAGUGCUUGAUAGAAUCACCCACCACCCCAGGGCGGGCUGGCUCUUACCCUCCUGGAGCCUAGGAUUGAGCCGUUCCCCCUAAGGGCCCCUCGCCCAGCUGGGCUCAUGCUGUGCUUUGCCUCUCCAUCAUCUCUAAAUCUUCUUCUAUUUCCUAAAGAAUGAGGGGUUUUGGUCUGUUCUUUCAGUCGGAUAUUCUCUGGGAGGCACUGGAUUGAUGACGGCAUGUGCCCUAUACCCUUUGCCUGGCACCUUGUAGGAUGUGUGGGCAGGAUCCCAGCGGCUCACGGCCUGCCUAGCUGCCCCCGUUCACCGGGUUCUUGUCAGAGUGGCCUUGGGAGAAGGGAUAGCUCUGCUUGCUAUGGAGCUGUGACUUCAGUGUUCUUCCUGAGAAGGCCACAAGGGGGCCACAUGGGUGGCUGGGCAGUUGUCUGUGGGCGCCUGACUGAGCCUGGCAGGAAUUGUGCCAACCAGUGACAGUCAUGUGGGCGUGUCUCUCCUUGGGGAGGGAGGAGGGUAGUGCCUUUCUUGGCUGAAUGAAAGGCCAAAGCUACAGCACUGAGGGCCUUUGCCCCAGCUCGGGUGUUGAGAACCAAGCAGUGGUGGCCUCUGUGGAUCCUGUAUUCCACAGACAGUGAGCUCUGGAGUCUUACAGCUGUGGGGGGUUUGGGUGGCUGCAGAAUCCCGAGCCUUGCAGGCUCUGGCUGGUAAGAGGGCCCAAGGUAAGAACAAGAGCUGAUGGGCACAGGCAUUCUAUAUUUAAGUGGCUCAUUAGGUGUUUAUUUUGUUCUACUUAAGAAUUUGUUUUAUUAAAUUAAUAUAAAAAUCUU